AUGCCCCAUUCGCAUAAUGUUACAACUAUGAACAAGCUCACCAGCAAAGAGCUUGAUCAUCUGGUCACUCAUGAAGAUUCAAAAGGAACUGGGCUGGGUCAUUAUCUACCACUGAUCUUCAAAUCAUUUGCUCAACUAGACAAUGUUCCACUUGCAAGUGAGCUGAAAAUUAAGUUGGGAAAGCUGCGAUGUAGCAAAACAACGAAGGUUCACUUUCAAAACUUCAAAGACGAUGACAUGGUGCCCUUGUAUGAUAUCAAUUCGAAAUGCUGGAAUUGGGACUUCCCUUCAUCAGGGAUCACUCCAGCAGGAGCCCAGGAGACAAAUGAGUCUUCCUUUGGUCUUUAUCUCAAUGUUGUCUCAGAGGCCUUAUCGAUCGCGAAUCCCAACCUCAAACAACUUACUCAAGCAUCGCGUGUUUGGUACUCAGAAUUUGCAACCCACGCAGUUCCAACUCAAGAUAUCCAGCGAAAGCCUGACUCAGUCCUAUCCGACCAUGUCAUCCAGCUGGGCUGGAACAAUUUCAUGGUAUGCGCUGAACUCAUGUUCAGCGCUUACCAGCCUGCUGCACGUGUUGGCAGUUCCAUGGACACCAAAGCUUACCUAUUGUUUUGUGGACAGCCAUGGCGCCGUUUUGUACUGCUAUUGUCCUUUUGUAAUCGAUACCGCGACCUUCGCGUCCAUCUGUACGACCGUUCUGGGGGGCUGGUGUCCCCUGUGUUCAACAUCGACAACAAUCCAGAUAUAUAUUUACAAAUACUCGCUGGGAUCGUGUUUGGAGGUCCCCAGUGUCUUGGUUAUGAUUGUACUGUCGCCAUCAUGCAUGACAUUUCCAAAGACACCAGCUCGCUUGCACCUGGUCUCGCCGACGAAAGUGGCCCGUCCAGUAGCUCAAAUGACUCUGUUGCUGCCAGUGGAGGCACCAAUUCUUCUGGAGAAGUGACACAUUAUGAUCCUCCCACUGUCACAUCACAUGAGGGCACUCUGGUGGAAUUUUUUGAAGAUGGCCCAUCUGUUACAAGUAACAUCGGUCACGUGGCCCCCCUAUCAUUUUCCCCUCAUCCUCGCCCUCACCAUCUACCGGCUCAUCCUCCUUUACCGCCUUUCCGUUGA
Suillus discolor is the source of this 1113-nucleotide messenger RNA. RefSeq lists its product as uncharacterized. The record is from RefSeq and is a predicted model, not a curated record. Bases 1 to 1113 code for a protein of 370 amino acids. Lineage: Eukaryota; Fungi; Basidiomycota; Agaricomycetes; Boletales; Suillaceae. The transcript has 3 exons.